AGAAGUCAAGGAUCUGAGUGGACAGAAAUGGCUGGGAACAACUUCACGGAGGUGACAUUCUUCAUCCUCUCUGGAUUUGCAAAUCACCCUGAACUACAAAUCAGCCUCUUCUUGAUGUUUCUUUUUAUUUAUCUCUUCACUGUUUUGGGGAACCUUGGACUAAUUCUGUUAAUCAGAAUCGACUCUCAGCUCCACACACCUAUGUACUUUUUCCUUAGCAAUUUAGCAUCCAUUGAUGUAUUUUAUUCCACUACUGUAACACCCAAGGCACUGGUAAAUCUCCAGUCAAUCCGGAAAACCAUCUCCUUUGUUGGCUGCUUUGUUCAGAUGUACUUUUUUGUGGGUUUAGUGUGUAGUGAGUGCUUUCUUCUGGGGUCCAUGGCCUAUGACCGCUAUGUAGCUAUCUGCAAUCCCUUACUGUAUUCUGUGGUCAUGUCCCAGAAGGUGUGCAGGGGCUUGGGAGUCAUGCCUUAUAUGAUCGGCUUCACCAAUUCUCUGGUCUCCAUCUGUGUGAUCAGCAGAUUGGCAUUCUGUGAUGUCAGCAUCAAUCAUUUUUUCUGUGACACCACAGCUCUUCUGGCCCUGUCCUGCGUGGAUGCAUUCAACACAGAAAUGGUGAUCUUUGUUUUAGCUGGCUUCACCCUUCUUAGCUCUCUCUUCAUCAUCACAGUCACCUACAUGGCCAUCAUCUCAGCCAUCCUGCAGAUCCGGUCUGCAGCAGGCAGACAGAAAGCCUUUUCAACCUGUGUGUCCCACAUCAUGGGGGUGACCAUCUUCUAUGGGUCCCUGAUUUUCACUUAUCUGCAGCCUGAGAACACAUCCUCCUUGACCCAGGCACAGGUGGCAUCUGUAUUCUACACCAUUGUUAUUCCCAUGCUGAAUCCGCUUAUCUAUAGUUUGAGGAACAAAGAUGUAAAAAAUGCUCUUCUGAAAGCAUUUCAAAAACUGUUUCCAUGACAAAUCUGUGCAUGUUGCAAUUAAAGCAAACCUGGAGUGUUUCAGGCAUUCAAUGGCUCAAAAAUUUCGGAACUAGUGGAGUAACCCCCAAAAGAAUAAGACAAAAUAAAUGGUAACAGAGUCAUGAAAUGCAGGAGGUGAAUUAUCAUUUUAUUUGUUGAUAUGGAAUACUGGAUCAUCAUGUAAGGGGUUCAUUUCAGUACAUAAAUUAUUCAGACUUAGACAUGCCCAGAUUUGUAAAACAUCU
Molecule: messenger RNA, 1204 nt
Organism: Odocoileus virginianus texanus
Lineage: Eukaryota; Metazoa; Chordata; Mammalia; Artiodactyla; Cervidae
Source: RefSeq, a predicted model, not a curated record